AAAUUUACACAUAAAGACUAGGUACAGUAGUUCUCAAACAUGACUGUGCAACGGAAUCAAUGUUGAGCUUGCCAAAAAUAGGUUCCUUUUGAAAAUUCAUAUCCCCCAACACACACCCACAUACAUUCUAUUUCGGUAGAGACUGGUACCAGGGCAACCGUAUUUUCCUAAAUAUCUUGGAAAAGUAGUUCAAAAACUUAAGUAAAUCUUGGUCAGUACAAAACUUGGAAAGACUCAUGAUAAAUACAUAAUUCCUUAAUUAAGUAGAGUUUUGUAACAUAAAAUAAUCCACCGUUCCCUUUGGAAUUAUUACUAAUGAAACACUUUCUCGGGGACUCAGACUGAAGUUAUACCACUGCUUCUUAAUCUGUUAAAAAUUAUUUAUUCUCAGUCACUCAGGUAUGAAGUAAAUAUUUACUAAGCGGUUAUUACGCACCAAUGUCUAUUAUGCUUGCUGGAGAUAGUCGCCGUCAUGGAGUUUACAACUAAGGGGAAAACGGAUUAAUUAUGUAGUAUCAUUUUAAGUAGGGAUAAGCACAAUAAUUUUCCUCAAACUACGCCCUUACUUUACAAAUCUUCAGACAUGCUGUUUCUACUCUAGGUGUAAGCCCUCAGAUCUCAGCAUUCUCAGAGGGACUCUCAUCACUAAGAUCCAGGGCCCAUUUAUUUCCUUAUCUCUACCUCUUCUCGGCCUUCUUCAGCUUGCCUUCCUCCACUUUCAAGCAAGUUAACUUUUAAAACGCAGACAGACACCCUGGACCAGCCUCUCCCGCUCUGCACCCGCCCCUCGCUCCCACCGCCGGCCACGCCUCCUACAGGCCGGGAAGUUUUUCGCGACGGGGAGCUGGGAGUCACCGGAAGGGCUCGCCCGGAAGCCCGGGACGCCGGCGCCUGCCAGUUUCGUUCCAGAAGACAGCGAGGCGAGAGGGUUGGGUCGGGUACGGGGUGUGUGUAUAUCUCCUGCGGUGCAUUCUGGGAAAGUCGCUGCGGCCUCCGCUUUGGUUCUGGCCGAAAAGCCGCGUAGGUUUCCUGACAGUCCUCAGCGGCGCCUCUGCUUCCUCCCUGGGUUUUCUGUUCGCGCGGGCGUCCUCCCGCCGCUUGUCGACGCCGCCAGCAUGUCCGGGGUGCGCGCUGUGCGGAUCAGCAUCGAGUCGGCCUGCGAGAAGCAGGUCCAGGAGGUGGGCCUGGAUGGCACGGAGACGUACCUGCAGCCGCUGUCCAUGUCGCAGAAUCUGGCGCGUCUGGCCCAGCGGAUCGACUUCAGCCAGGGGUCGGGUUCCGAGGAGGAGGAGGCGGCGGGGCCCGAGGGCGACGCGCAGGACUGGGCGGGCGCCGGGUCCAGCGCGGACCAGGACGACGAGGAAGGGUUGGUAAAAUUUCAGCCUUCCCUUUGGCCCUGGGACUCAGUGAGGAACAAUUUGAGAAGUGCCCUGACAGAGAUGUGCGUUCUCUAUGAUGUUCUCAGUAUUGUUAGGGACAAAAAAUUUAUGACUCUUGAUCCCGUCUCUCAGGAUGCAGUUCCCCCAAAACAGAAUCCUCAGACAUUGCAGUUGAUAUCUAAAAAGAAGUCACUUGCGGGAGCAGCACAGAUCCUAUUGAAGGGGGCAGAAAGACUGACUAAAUCAGUGACUGAAAACCAAGAAAAUAAGCUACAAAGAGACUUCAACUCUGAGCUUUUGAGAUUAAGGCAACACUGGAAACUUAGAAAAGUUGGAGAUAAAAUUCUUGGAGAUCUCAGCUACAGAAGUGCAGGAUCUCUGUUUCCCCAUCACGGUACAUUUGAGGUAAUAAAGAAUACAGACAUCGAUCUGGAUAAGAAGAUACCUGAAGAUUACUGUCCCCUUGAUGUUCAAAUUCCUAGUGAUUUAGAAGGGUCUGCAUAUAUCAAGGUUUCAAUUCAAAAACAGGCUCCAGACAUAGGUGAUCUCGGCACAGUUAACCUCUUCAAACGACCUUUGCCCAAAUCCAAACCAGGUUCCCCACAUUGGCAGACGAAAUUAGAAGCAGCACAAAACGUUCUCUUGUGUAAAGAAAUUUUUGCACAGCUCUCUCGGGAAGCUGUUCAAUUUAAAUCACAGAUCCCUCACAUUGUGGUGAAAAACCAGAUUAUCUCUCAGCCCUUUCCAAGCUUGCAGUUAUCUAUUUCUUUGUGCCAUUCUUCAAAUGAUAAGAAAUCCCAAAAAUCUGCUACUGAGAAGCAAAGUCCAGAGGACCAUCUUUAUGUCCUAGAGCAUAACUUGCAUCUAUUAAUGAGAGAGUUUCAUAAACAGACCUUGAGUUCCAUCACGAUGCCUCAUCCAGCAAGUGCACCUUUCGGCCACAAGAGAAUGAGACUUUCAGGUCCUCAAGCUUUUGAUAAAAAUGAAAUUAAUUCAUUACAGUCCAGUGAAGGGCUUCUGGAAAAAAUAAUUAAACAGGCAAAGCAUAUUUUUCUGAGGAGCAGAACUGCUGCAACCAUUGACAGCUUAGCAAGUCGCAUUGAGGAUCCUCAGAUACAGGCUCAUUGGUCAAAUAUUAAUGACGUUUAUGAAUCUAGUGUGAAAGUUUUAAUCACAUCACAGGGUUAUGAACAAAUAUGCAAGUCCAUUCAGCUGCAGUUGAAUAUUGGAGUUGAGCAGAUUCGAGUUGUACACAGAGAUGGAAGAGUAAUUACACUGUCCCAUCAGGAGCAGGAGCUCCAGGAUUUCCUGCUGUCUCAGAUGUCACAGCAUCAGGUGCAUGCGGUUCAGCAGCUAGCCAAGGUUAUGGGCUGGCAAGUACUUAGCUUCAGUAAUCAUGUGGGACUUGGGCCCAUAGAGAGCAUUGGCAAUGCCUCUGCCAUAACUGUGGCCUCCCCGAAUGGUGACUACGCUAUUUCAGUUCGCAAUGGCCCUGAAAGUGGCAGCAAGAUUAUGGUUCAGUUUCCCCGUAACCAAUGUAAAGACCUUCCAAAAAGUGACGUUUUACAAGAUAGCAAAUGGAAUCAUCUUCGUGGACCAUUCAGAGAGGUUCAGUGGAAUAAAAUGGAAGGUCGAAACUUUGUUUAUAAAAUGGAGCUGCUUAUGUCUGCACUUAGCCCUUGUCUGCUAUGAUUUUUUCCAGAACAGUUUUCAGAAUUUUUUUUCCAGUGAAGUUUCCAGAAACUUUGAUUUGAGAUGUCUGCAGAUCAACUAUAAGCACAAGGAAAAGAAAUCUUCCAAAGGAGUAUUGUUUUAAAAAAAUAAUAAUUAGCAAAUGUUUACCAAGCAUUUUGAAACCUUUCACUUUAUAAGUGACAAGUGCUUUGAAAUGCGGUUUACAUACAGUUAUAGGGUAUACAUAUGGAGAGAUGUAAAAUAAUACUUUUUUUUAUGCAGUUAACUUGAAAUGUUACUAACUUACGGGUUUGAAUUUGCUUUUUAAAAUAUUCCUUCGAUGUUGACAUCAAAUAAAGCAUAUGGUUAAAAAUUCCA
This is a messenger RNA of Equus caballus (horse), 3431 nucleotides long. It is a transcript of the gene MED17, whose product is annotated as mediator complex subunit 17. Gene Ontology annotation, molecular function: transcription coregulator activity. NCBI's taxonomy places the organism in Eukaryota, Metazoa, Chordata, Mammalia, Perissodactyla, Equidae. The record is from RefSeq and is a predicted model, not a curated record. Gene Ontology annotation, cellular component: mediator complex; core mediator complex. Gene Ontology annotation, biological process: regulation of transcription by RNA polymerase II.